Molecule: messenger RNA, 1659 nt
Organism: Exophiala spinifera
Lineage: Eukaryota; Fungi; Ascomycota; Eurotiomycetes; Chaetothyriales; Herpotrichiellaceae
Exons: 3
Coding region: 1-1659 (552 amino acids)
Biological process (GO): lactate catabolic process
Cellular component (GO): mitochondrion
Molecular function (GO): D-lactate dehydrogenase (NAD+) activity; D-lactate dehydrogenase (cytochrome) activity; FAD binding
Source: RefSeq, a predicted model, not a curated record
AUGAAGCAAUACUUUGACCCCCUGCAACAAGAAGCCCACGACGCUUUCUUCGUCAUUGGUCGCACUGGUCCUCCAGAGGUUCUCCCACCAAGUACAUCCAAGGAGACGUUUCAUGAAGUCCUCAAUCAGCUAAGACACAUUUGCGAGGAUGAGAACGUGAUAACGGGAGACAACCUCGUCAGUUUCAUCGACCCGUUCUCUGUCACUUCCUCACACGUCCCCUCUGCCGCAGUAUGUCCAAGCAAGGUCGCCGAGAUACAGCAGAUUCUGAAAUUAGUCAACACCCACAAAAUCCCAAUCUGGGUGUGCUCACGCGGCAAGAAUCUGGGCUACGGUGGUCCAGCACCUCAAAUAAAUGGCUCGAUCGUUCUCUCACUACACCGUAUGAGUUCGAUUCUCGAAGUCAACGAGCGCGGUGCUUAUGCCGUCAUCGAGCCCGGGGUCACGUUUCGCGACCUGUCAGAAUACUGUCUUGAAAAUAAACGAUCCGUGUGGCCGAAUGUACCGUCAAUAGGAUGGGGCAGUGUAAUCGGUAAUGCCCUCGAUCGAGGCAUUGGCUACAAUGCGCUCGGCGACCACUGGCACAACAUCAGCGGCCUCGAAGUUGUCCUCCCCAACGGCGACGUGGUCCGGACCGGACAAUGGGCAGCGACGGAUGCGCCGACGGCACACCUCUGCAAGAACAGUUUCGGCCCCUCGAUCGAGGGACUGUUCCUGCAGAGCAACCUCGGCAUCGUGACCAAGAUGAGUCUCUGGCUCCAGCCGCGCCCGCAGGCCUACAUGUCCGUCAAAGUCGAAGUGGACGCGUUCGCGGACAUUGCACCGCUCGUGGACGCCCUGGGCGCUCUGCACCGCGAGGACAUCCUGCAGAGCAACCCGCUCAUAGGCGACGUGGUAGGCCACCUGUCCAUCUUCAACACUGCGGCAGAACUCUACGAGGGCGAUGGGCCCAUCCCGGAGGACGUGAUCGAGACGCUCCGCGUCAAGAACUCGUUAGGCGCCUGGACGGCCAUCUUCGACUUUUACGGCACGAAAGCCAUGAUCCUCGCGCGUCUCGAGCGAUGCCGCGAGGUGUUGGAACAGUACUGCCCUUCCAUGCGUCUCACGAGUCGGUUGUUCGAACCCUCCACCGACAGCGACGGCGGGAUUUCCAACGGUAGUGGCGGUGGCGGUGACGCCGUCCUCGAGGCCCGCAAGAUCGCCGAGCACGGCCGCGGCGAACCGGUCGGUGUCGUCGGCACGUCGCGCUCGAGUAUGAUCAACUUCGCCCUUCCGCGUGACGGGCAUGGCCACGGCGCACACACGGACUUUGUGCCACUGAUGCCCAACGACGGCGCCUUCAUCCUGCAGUGGUUCACAGAGGCGCGCAAGAUCAUGGUCUCGCAUGGUUUCAAUGCCAUCCUGGGCGGCCGCGUGUUCAAGAAACACUCCUUCACCAUCCAGAUGAUGUUCUACGACAGUUCGAGCGCGACGCACCGCGCGAGUCUACCCGCAAUGUGGAGGGAUCUGGCGAAGGCUGCGGAGAAGUAUCACUUGACGAAUUACAGAUCUCACUUGGACAAUAUGGGUAUGAUUACGGAUAUUUAUCCCUCCCUCCCUCAUCUCCCUUUUCUUCUUCUUGUUCUUCAACAUCUCCAUCUCAUAUUCUGGCUGACUUGA